This is a messenger RNA of Beta vulgaris subsp. vulgaris (sugar beet), 1965 nucleotides long. RefSeq lists its product as hypothetical. Lineage: Eukaryota; Viridiplantae; Streptophyta; Magnoliopsida; Caryophyllales; Amaranthaceae. The transcript is spliced from 9 exons. The coding region runs from base 313 to 1686 and encodes 457 amino acids. The record is from RefSeq and is a predicted model, not a curated record.
AUAUUUUCGAGUGUUUUGCAUAAUAAAAAUCUUAAACUAUAGGCGAGUAACACUCCAAAAGACGCUCAGGUGAAGGUGACGGUGCCGGUGCAGGUGCAGGUGCAGGUGCAGGUGCAGGUGCCGGUGCCCAACUCAUACGCAAAUUCAAUUCCUUUAGAACCACUCGAACCUCUCAUAAGUCAUACGCAAAUUCGUCACUCAUACGCUAAUUGCCUAAUUCCAAAGCUCGAAUUGCAGAAGCUCGUUCCAGAAAUGAGAUGGUUCAUUAUCAACAUUGAUGUAUCUUGCGAGAUUACAUCUUUAUAGAGAAAAAUGGCGAUUAAACACCAAAAAGGGGAUGUGAUUGUUUGUGUGGGUUCCAAGUCCAAUGAAAGAGGUGAUGGUGUCCCUGUUCGAGUCGCUCGCAGGGCUAAGAGGUUUGGUUGGAUUAGUCGACAGAGACUCUCGGUUUUGUUGUUGCUAAUUGGAGCUAUAUUCUUCAUAUGCAUGACAUUUUUCAGUGUUAAAGUGCAUUUCCAUGGUGAGAAUGAAGAUGGCAUGUCGUCUUUCUUCAGUGUGCGGAAAAGAGGCCUCGAGAGCAAUAUUACCAAAAAGAAAAGAUCUUCAAAACAUUAUCCAUGCGACGUUGAAUUUGCAAAGUCUGUUGAAUAUAUUCUGGAGCCCAAAGAUUAUUUGAACUUCACGAACUUUGAUUUGGACUAUAUUGGCAAAGAGGAGAAAUAUUUGACGAUAAGCCCGUACAAACUCAGAUUUAAUGGUCAUCAGACUCUAGAAGAACGAGAGAGGUCUUUUUAUGCCAGAAACCAGUCUCUGCAUUGUGGCUUUAUAAAGGGGCCUGAUGGGAUGGAAAGUACUGGAUUUGAUUUGGAGGAGAAGGACCAGAAGUAUAUGAAGUCAUGCGCCGUUGUUGUGUCAUCGUGCAUCUUUGGAAGUUCUGAUUUUUUGAGGCGGCCGACAAGUAAAUUGAUUAGUGAAUAUUCAAAGACACUUGUCUGCUUUGUUAUGUUCCUGGAUGGGGAAACAUUGUCGAAAUUGUUUUCAGAAGGAAAUGUUCUUGAUGAGAGAGGACACAUGGGUUUAUGGAGAAUUGUAGUUGUAAAAGAUUUGCCUUAUGAAGACAUGCGACGAACCGGUAAGGUGCCAAAGCUCCUAGCACAUCGGCUAUUCCCAUCUUCUAGGUAUUCUAUCUGGCUUGAUAGCAAGAUGCGGCUUAAUGCUGAUCCUUUGUUAAUACUGGAACACUUUCUAUGGCGAACUAAAUCAGAGUAUGCCAUCUCAAAGCAUUAUGAUCGCCAAUGUGUUUGGGAGGAGGUGCUCCAAAAUAAGCGUCUUAAUAAGUAUGAUCACACUGCCAUUGAUGAGCAGUUCAAGUUUUACCAGGCUGACGGGCUUACCAAGUUUAAUGCAUCUGAUCCUCAUAUUGCUCUUCCAAGUUAUGUACCUGAAGGUUCCUUAAUAGUCAGAGCCCAUACACCAAUGUCAAAUCUUUUCUCAUGCCUCUGGUUUAAUGAAGUGGAUCGUUUCACUUCUCGUGAUCAGCUGAGUUUUGCACAUACCUAUUUGAAGUUGAAGCGAAUGAAUACUGAUAGACCAUUUUUUCUUAAUAUGUUCAAGGAUUGUGAGCGUAGAGCAUUGGUGAAGUUAUUUCGCCAUAGGGAUGGUCAAUCUCUUCCAACUCCGCCUUGAUAUAUAAAGGUUCUUUUUAUCCUUGGCAUGUCCAUACUUCGAAGGACGAUUUUUUUCCAGAAAGCUGUAUCGUCAGUCGAGUAGAUCUGAGAUAAUGCAGUGGCAUCCGGAAAAAUUCAGGGUGAGAUUAUUUCCAUGAUGUUGGCUUUAUAGGUUAUUCAAUUUUUAUUAGCCAUUUUGAAGAAGCUUCUUGUUUUUAUAUUUAUGAUAAAGAUAAUACUCAAUGUACAUGUCAUACGGUUUUAUAUAUAAUAAAUCCUUAUUGCAUAUUUGAAUCAA